Messenger RNA from Mesorhabditis belari, 1029 nucleotides. The record is from the annotation of a GenBank genome assembly. NCBI's taxonomy places the organism in Eukaryota, Metazoa, Nematoda, Chromadorea, Rhabditida, Rhabditidae.
AUGUGGCCAAGUUGCAGCGAUUCGCUCGCUCGACUCACACACGACGCUGACGAGGCCGAUGCUCACACUCAUCCCAAGACUCCAGCCGCUCCCAAGAGCAAGAAGGGCAAGAAAGGAGGCAAAGGAGAACAACAGCCAACUGUUGCCGAACCGACAACCGACGAACUGAAACAAGUGGUUGCUCAACUCGAUGGACAAGUGCUUCCAGCUCUCGCUCAACUCAACGAGCAAGCCGCAAAGAUUGCCGCUGAUGAGAAAGCUGCUCGUGUUGAAGCAAAAUUGCUUGAGAUCAAAGUCGUGCCUGAGAGUGUCACCGCUCUUGCACAAGCUCCACAACAAGAAAUCCCACAAGACGAUCAGGAUGAGCUGAAGAGACAAGAAGAUGCCACUGAAGUCGACAUUGGAAAGCUUCAAGAGAAACUCGGUGAAAUCGACGAGCUGCUUGCUCAAGGAGAUCUCACACCCGAGCAACAGAAAGAACUCGAAAAUGCUCGAGCAAACACAGAAAGCUAUCUGGAUAAACUUCGUCGUCUCCGAGAUGCACUUCUCGACAAACUCGCCAAUCUAGCCAAAUAUGGUCGAGACAAAGAAGCUCUUGAUGCUGCAACCGAACCUGUCUCUGAAGCACUGACCACAGUCUUCGACAAGUAUUCCACUCAAGCUCCACAACCAUUUGCCGUCGGCAAAGAAGAUCUUGAAAAGCCGAUGAUAAAGAAGAAAUCUCGGCUGCACGAAACAUUCCCAAGCCACGGCCCAUCAUCAUUGCCGACGAACACGCACACUUCGCUUCGGGCACAGUCGAGAGCGCACGUGCUCUUCGCCAGUAAGCGCGACGCGACCGAACAUACUGGGGGAACGCAGCUUUGUGGCAGCACGAGUCGACCAGCUGGGAGGAAGUUCCUCGACGAUCACUUGAUGCUCUCACCUGCAAAACCACUUUGCUCCCUGGAUGAGGCCUCAGAGGUGAUCAGAGGGGAUGCCAAGCGUGCCAAAGAAGAGAACCCUGAAUCGUCUGAAGGAUGCUGUCCG